AUGCUGCUUCCUGGUACUGCAUCACCCAGGACACAGGGUCACUGUGCUGCUUCCUGGUACUGCAUCACCCAGGGUCAGGACACAGGGUUACUAUGCUGCUUCCUGGUACUGCAUCACCCAGUACAGAGUCACUGUGUUGCUUCCUGGUACUGCAUCACCCAGUAUAGGGUCACUGUGCUGCUUCCUGGUACGGCAUCACCCAGGCCACAGGGUUACUGUGCUGCUUCCUGGUACUGCAUCACCCAGUACAGGGUCACUGUGCUGCUUCCUGGUACUGCAUCAUCCAGGCCACAGGGUCACUGUGUUGCUUCCUGGUACUGCAUCACCCAGUACAGGGUUACUGUGCUGCUUCCUGGUACUGCAUCACCCAGUACAGGGUCACUGUGCUGCUUCCUGGUACUGCAUCAUCCAGGCCACAGGGUCACUGUGUUGCUUCCUGGUACUGCAUCACCCAGUACAGGGUCCCUAUGUUGCUUCCUGGGACUGCAUCAUCCAGGACACAGGGUCACUGUGUGAGAAUCAGAGAUGUGUACUUACACCUCUCUCAUGCUGCAAACAGCAGAUCACACUGCAUUUAUUGUGUGUGUUUGUGUCUGCCCAGUAAUAGCUGACUACUAGGGCUGGCACAGUAAUUUUAUAAUCGUGUAACUUAUGAUUAUGGAUGAAGACCCUCAUGAAAAUAAAAUAACUGUAUAAACCGUUUUAAUAUGGACAAAACACCCCGUUCAAAGUAGGGUUGCACGAUAUUGGAAAUAACUGACAUUGCGAUAUUUUGUUUUUCUGCGAUUAUAUAUUGCGAUAUGAAAAAAUACGGGAUGUAUGUAUGAUCCUCUGGGAAAAAUGCAGUUUGCAAACAGCGACUUUUCAGGUGGAAGUCCUCAUUAAUAAAGUGUACGGUCAGACUUAUGUAGGGCUCCGUUGUCCGGCUGGACCACAAGUCCGUUGUUGCUGUAUAAUAUUCCACUUGUGACAGCUCUGUUUCAACUUGUGCCUUGCAUUUCCCGUACAACUCUGGGAUGGCAACUUGAGAAAAAUAGUUGCGUGAUGGCAUUACAUACCGCUUGUCACGCGACCGGAUCAUGUUUUUAAAACCCUCUUUGGUAACCGUGUUAAUUGGUACCAUGUCUUUGGCGACGUGAAAUGUUAUUGAAUCUGUGAUUUCUCUCUGCUGUUUGGAACCUUUCUCGUAUGGUGUAAUACUGGCAAAGGUUUUUGCUUUGGAGGGCAUUGAGAUGCUUUGCACUCGUCAUACGAAGAUUUGUGGUGCCGCCUUAAAUGAUCGAACAAAUUGGUCGUGUUGCCUCGUGUUGUGGCAACAAUUGCAAGGCACUCUCGACAAAGUACCUGUUUUUGGUCAACAUCAUCCUAUCUGUAGCCGAAAUAUUUCCAUAUAAUUGACGAUGCAUUUCUUUUUGCAACUAAAUUCUCAAUUUCAGUCUUUUUUGCCUGUUCCUCGCUCAUCAUUUCGUCACGCGCAAGCAGAGCCUGCAUGGCAACCACGUGCAGCAACCAACUCCGUGUUUUAAAAUAAUAAUAAUAAUAAUAAUAAUAAUAACAAACUGUGUAUCCAAUAACCCAUACAUCUGAGUUAGUUACGUUAAAUCAGACAGAUAUAAUGCUAGUUUAACGUUUUAAAAAUAUAUAUAUUGUAGACUGAUAUAUGUUUACCUUACUAAAUCGCACGAUGCAUACAUCGCAAUGUCGAUGCUGAAACGAUAUAUCGUGCAGCCCUAGUUCAAAGGGACUUAAAUAUUUUGUCUUGCCCAUUCACCCUCUGAAAGGCACACAUACACAAUCCAUGUGUCAAUUGUCUCAAGGCUUAAAAAUCCAUCUUUAACCCGUCUCCUCCCCUUCAUCUACACUGAUUGAAGUGGAUUUAACAAGUGACAUCAAUAAGGGAUCAUAGCUUUCACCUGGAUUCACCUGGUCAGUCUAUGUAAUGGAAAGAGCAGGUGUUCAUAAUGUUUUUUACACUCAGUGCAUAUUUAUUUUGUCAAAUUCAUUUUCAAGUCGACAAACUUUAAGUAAAAGUAAGCCUGGUUCACAUCUAACAGCCAAAAUAAAGAGAAACAGAGGAGACAAAACCAGCCAAUUUUAGAUGUUUUUGUUGUUGAACAAAUAGCUGACUGAAGACGGCCAGGCAUUCAAAAAGAUGAGAUGAGCACGAGUCCCAUUGCUGCGGGCUCUUUACAACGUGAUGAAAUGUUGUUGCUCCUUGUUUCAGCAAGGUAUUGUAACCAUGGAAAUAAUAAACGUAUUCUAUUUCUAUAGUUGUAGCAAUCAUCAAAUACAAAUCACAUUUUAUUGGUUUCAUACACAUAUUUAGCAGAUAUUAUUGCGGGUGUAGCGAAAUGCUUGUGUUCCUAGUUCCAACAGUAAAUCUUGGUAACCUGGUUCCCGCUAUUAAACCCUAUGGUAGCUGUCCUAGCUAUACUGUAGCUAGUGCUGUAUCUACAGUAUCUACAGUAAUCCACAUUUUAGUAGCCACAGUAAUCCACAUUUCAGUAUUUACAGUAAUCCACAUUUCAGUAUCCACAGUAGCCACAAUAAUCCACAUUUUAGUAGCCACAGUAUCCAUACUUUAUAAAGGUCUGGUCACGAUGGAAGGCUAUACAGUGAGGCAGCGCUAACACUUGUAGUUUCAGCAGUCAGCUUUAAUACAGCUGGUUAACACUGACUGAUGAGGUUAUGUCUGCACUGUUGUUUGAAAGUCUAGCUAGCAUGAUUUUAAUGAAUGAUUGAUGGGAGAGAUCAAUCAGGUCGGGUAAAACACUAACAAACAAAGUCCAGUCAAGCUAUCAUUAGUCAUCUCACAAAUCAAAUGCCCCACCCAAAUAUCCAACCAAAGAAACAUCACACAUCGAACCAAAAUUAUCUCAAAUAUACCACAAGAUAUACAAGAUAUCAUCACAUUAACUUAUACUGAACAAAAAUAUAAACGCAACAUAUAAAGUGUUGGUCCCAUGUUUCAUGAGCUGAAAUAAAAGAUCCCAGAAAUGUUCCAUAUGCACAAAAAACUUAUUUUUCUCAAAUGUUUCUCUCAAUUUGUUUACAUCUCUGUUAGUGAGCAGUUCUCCUUUGCCAAGAUAAAUCCUCCACCUGACAGGUGUGGCAUUUCAAGAAGCUGAUUAAACAGCAUGAACAUUACACCGGUGCACCUUGUGCUGGGGACAAUAAAAGGCCACUCUAAAAUGUGCAGUUUUGUCACACAACACAAUGCCACAGAUGUCUCAAGUUUUGAGGAAUGUCCACCAGAGCUGUUGCCAGAGAAUUCAAGGUUAAUUUCUCUUCCAUAAGCCGCCUCCAAUGUCGUUUUAGAGAAUUUGGCAGUACGUCCAACCGGACUCUCAACCGCAGACCACGUGUAACCACGCCAGCCCAGAACCUCCACAUCCGGCUUCUUCACCUGCGGGAUGGUCUGAGACCAGCCAUCCAGACAGCUGAUGAAACUGUGGGUUUGCACAACCGAAGGAUUUCUGCACAAACUGUCAGAAACCGUCUCAGGGAAACUCACGUGCGUGCUCGUCGUCCUCAUCAGGGUCUUGACCUGACUGCAUUGUAACCGACUUCAGUGGGCAAAUGCUCACCUUCGAUGGCCACUGGCAUGCUGGAGAAGUGUGCUGUUCACCAAUUUAAUCCUGGUUUCAACAGUACCGGGCAGAUGGCACAGCGUGUAUGGCGUCGUGUGGACGAGCGGUUUGCUGAUGUCAACGUUGUGGACAGAGUGCCCCAUGGUGGCGGUGGGGCAGGCAGGCAUAAGCAACGAACACAAUAGGCUCUAUGCACGCAUCACUUCCGCAUUGGCGUAAGGAUGCUUGGGCAUUUCCGGUUACCGGGAAAAAACAUUAGACAGUGACAGUAGACCGUUAUGAUGGCAGAGAUGACGUUUACAAGGUGUUUGCUGGAGUUACCUAAAGUAUCUGUUAAUGAUAUACGGAGGGUUGUCCGGACAUCCAGUACGACACCACGUAGCAAACUGGAUAAAGGCUUCAAAUUUUACGUUUCUUCUUUUCUAUGCAACUUUGAAGGUAAUAUGCUAACGCUAGCUAGCCUGAGCUAGAAGCCUUGCUUUGGUGUUUUAAGUCAAGACUCCGUACUGCUUCAGGUUAAUCAAGCUUUAAAUAAAGUUUAAUAAUGUGUAUAUACCUCUCACUUCAUGUGUUUGUACUUUUAUGAAAGUAUCAGGUAAAAACAGGGCUACAAAUGAGAUCUCUGUGAGAGCCCACUGCUACCGCUCAAUGAAGAAACUAAAGCCACCACACCAGCUGAGAGUAGGACUAGAUUAAGUGACACGUUCAAAGUUCUGUUGAACUUGUUCAAGGUUCCGUUCAACACAUGUUUUACUCGUUUAAUGUUACCACAGCUUUGAUUGCCAUUGCUAAGAGAACACUUUAGAACUUUAGUGGUUUUCACGAUAGCUGAACAGUGGUAGCCUAAUACAGACCAGGGUAGCUGAGUGGGAAUUGCCAUGCUUUGUUGUUGGGUCUGUUGUAAACAAAUUGGAGUUUGGUUUGAAAUGUAAACAAUGAGAUUACUACUUUUUCCUGACUUGAUGACUGCAAUGACAGUAACAUAUUCCACUCAGCUAUUCUUCAAACUGGUGAUGUUCUACUCAAAACUGUCCUGUCAUCUUUACUUCUUUUUUUUUUCUUUUUUUUUCUUCUUUUUUUUUCGGGGGGAUGGAUCAGCUUAAUAUUGCAGAUAGAUUGUAUCUUCUAUCAAUGUAAUUGUCUGCAUCACUUCCAAUCCCCCAUGUUUAUUUUUAUUUUUUAUAUAUAUAUUCCCCUUUAUUACUUUUCAACCCCACCAUCCUUUCCCUACUUGGAGUAAAUUAGUGAACAACAACGCCCAGGCCUCUACUUCCGGUCUAUACUUACUAUCUACACCUUAUGGACAGAGUUAAUUUUACAAUAAUUCUAUAUAUAUAUAUAUAUAUAUAUAUAUAUAUAUAUAUAUAUAUAUAUAUAUAUAUAUUUUUUUUUUUUUUUUUUUUUUUUUUUUUUUUGCUCCUGAACCUCUUCUACUCUCAACCUCUCUGAUCAUUUUCAUGAUGUCCAUCCAGUUUGCUUCUAAAUGCCAUAUCUUUCUAACUGUGCUCUUUCCCAAAAGCUCCCAACAUACAACCUAUAUACUUAUUAUGGACACAGUAUGCUUACAUUAUUAGCUAUCUUUGUUAUUAUUUGUUGUUAUUUGUUAUUAGUCCCAUCCUUCAACUCUAUUCAAUACCUCCCAUCUAUCUCUUAACACCAUCCAUAUAGGAUUUCUAUUUGCCAUAUAUAUUUCAACCGUACUGUGAUGUUUUACAAAAGUUCUGAACCUUUCUAUUCUCAUUGCUUCUACAGAUUGUAAAUUAAAAAUAAACAUUUUUGCUAAAAGUAUUAUUAUAUUAUUGAUUGAUUGACUAUGACUUUUCAGAUCACCCAGUAAUGCUAUCUGCAAGGUUAGUUCCAGGUAAAUAUUGCAAUCCUUUAGCCAUUCCUGGACCUGUGUCCAAAAACAAGCUACAAAUGGACAGAACCAAAACAAAUGAUCUAAUGAUUCUAUCUCUUCACAGCAAAAUCUGCAGAGCUGGGAAGAUUGUAUCCCCCAUAUAAAUAACAUUUUAUUAGUAGCAAGAAUUUUAUAUAAUAAUUUAAAUUGAAAGAUUCUAAUUUUUGAAUCCGGUGUCGUUUUGCGUGUCAGUUCAUAAACACUAUGCCAUGGGAUCGGUACGUCAAAGAUCUCUUCCCAACUAUUUUGCAAUCUAUAUGGGACGGCUGUCAAUCCUUUGGUCCUUAAGUGAAACUGAUAUACUUUUUUAUUUAUCACAGUUUUCCUUAACCAAUUAUGUUCUUUAAAGCAAGGCCGACAGACAAGUUCCUUACUUUCUCCCCCUUCAACUUUCCUCUUCCACUUUUGCGGUAAGGCUGCAAUUAUUUGGUUGUAAUUUUGGAUAGAGCAGACAUUUCCAUAUGUUUUUGUUAGCUGCAUGUGCGACAUAACUCCACCAGUCCUACCGAUGAUAUCAUUUACGAAGAUUAUACCUUUUUUAAACAUUCUGUCAGAAAAUAAAGGUUUUUUGUCAAUUAGUAUAUUUGAAUUUAACCACAAUAUUUGUUGCAUUAUUUGUUCUGUCGUUUCUGGAGGAUUAAAUUGAAAUUGCAACCAACUAUGGCUUGUUUUAGAAAUAGUGACAUUUGGGAGAUUAUUUCCUUUUCAAAUAACUGAAAGUGAGAGGUUGUAAUCUGAAUAAAGGGAAAAAGGCCUUUCUUGAACAGUGGGUGAGACAAUCUUACUAAUUUGCUUGAGAACCAGUUCGGAUUUAAGUAUAACUUUUGGAUGACUGAAGAUUUUAGUGAUAGGUCUAAUGCUUUAAUAUGCAACCAACUAUGGCUUGUUUUAGAAAUAGUGACAUUUGGGAGAUUAUUUCCUUUUCAAAUAACUGAAAGUGAGAGGUUGUAAUCUGAAUAAAGGGAAAAAAGGCCUUUCUUGAACAGUGGGUGAGACAAUCUUACUAAUUUGCUUGAGAACCAGUUCGGAUUUAAGUAUAACUUUUGGAUGACUGAAGAUUUUAGUGAUAGGUCUAAUGCUUUAAUAUUUAAUAAUUUCUGUCCUCCGAAUUCAUAUUCAUUAUAUAAAUAUGCUCUUUUAAUUUUGUCUGGCUUGCCGUUCCAAAUAAAAUUGAAUAUUUUUUUCUCAUAUAAUUUAAAAAACUGUUUGCUAGGCGUAGGCAAGACCAUAAGCAAAUAGGUAAACUGGGAUAAUACUAAAGAGUUAAUCAGGGUGAUUUUUCCACAAAUUGACAGGUAUUUUCCUUUCCAUGGUAGUAAGAUCUUAUCUAUUUUUGCUAACUUUCUAUUAAAAUUUAUUGAAGUGAGAUCAUUUAUUUCCUUUGGGAUAUGUAUUCCGAGUAUAUCCACAUCACCAUCAGACCAUUUUAUUGGUAAACUACAUGGUAAUGUAAAAAUUGUAUUUUUUAGUGAUCCAAUACGUAAUAUAGUACAUUUGUCAUAAUUUGGUUUUAAUCCAGAGAGGUUAGAAAAUGUAUCUAGAUCCUCUAUGAGGCUGUGGAGGGAUUCUAGUUGUGGAUCUAAAAGAAAACAUGAAUCAUCUGCGUACAAUGACACCUUUGUUUUUAAGCCCUGUAUUUCUAAUCCUCUGAUAUUAUUAUUGGAUCUGAUUUUAAUAGCUAACAUCUCGAUGGCCACAAUAAAUAGAUAUGCCGAUAGUGGACAACCUUGUUUCACUCCUCUUGACAGUUUAAAACUUUCUGAGAAAUAGCCAGUAUUUACUAUUUUACACCUAGGGUUACUAUACAUGAUUUUGACCCAUUUUAUAAGAGAUUCUCCAAAAUUGAAAUGCUCCAGGCAUUUAUAUAUAAAUUCCAGUCAAACUUUAUCAAAUGCCUUUUCGAAGUCUGCUAUGAAUAGCAGGCCUGGUUUCCCAUAUUUUCCAUAGUGUUCUAUUGUUUCCAAUACUUGCCUUAUAUUAUCUCCAAUGUAUCUUCCAUGUAAAAAACCUGUCUGAUUAGAAUGAAUAAUAUCCGACAAUACCUUUUUAAUUCUAUGCGCUAUACAUUUUGCUAGGAUUUUUGCAUCACAACACUGAAGUGUAAGGGGCCUCCAAUUUUGUAAAUGGACUGGAUCUUUAUAUUUUCCACUUGUAUCCUGUUUCAGUAAUAAUGAGAUCAGACCUUCUUCUUGAGUGUCAGAUAAUCUACCAUUUACAUAGGAGUGGUUAAAACAUGCUAAUAACGGUCCUCUUAGUAUAUCAAAAAAGGUUUGGUAUACCUCGAUUGGUAUGCCAUCCAACCCUGGAGUUUUCCCGGACUUAAAGUCUUUAAUUGCAUCCAGAAGUUCCUCCUCUGUAAUUUCACCUUCACAUGAGUCUUUCUGUGUGGCUGUUAAUUUGACAUUAUCAAUAGAAAAAAAAUCUCUACAAUUAGCUUCAGUUAGAGGAGAUGGAGGCGACUGAAAAGAAAACAUAUGCUUAAAAUACUUUGUUUCUUCCUUCAAAAUAUCAUUAGGUGAAUUAUGGGUGACUCCGUCAAUUGUAACCAGUUUCAUUAAGUUCUUUUUGGUAGCAUUCCUAUGUUGAAGAUUAAAAAAGAAUUUUGUGCAUUUUUCCCCAUAUUCCAUCCAGUUUGCUUUAUUUUUAUAAUAUAUUACACUUGAUCUUUCUUGAAUAAGUUUUUCCAUUUCUUUUUGUUUUUCCUCUAAUUUAUUCUGAGCCUCUAUGUUACAGUUUUUAUUGCCAUCUAUCUGUUCUGUUAGACUUUCUAUUUCCUUUCUUAGUAUAAACUCUUUUGACCUAAAUUGCUUUUGUUUUCGAGAUGAGUACUGAAUUGCAUGGCCUCUAAAGGCACAUUUAAAGGUGUCCCAUACAAUAAGGGGAUUCGCUGUACCUAUGUUAUGUUGGAAAAAGUCAGUUAUAAAUUCCUUUGUUCUAAUUAUAAAUAAAUUAUCAUCUAAUUAGCUAGUUUUCACGAUAGCUGAACAGUGGUAGCCUAAUACAGACCAGGGUAGCUGAGUGGGAAUUGCCAUGCUUUGUUGUUGGGUCUGUUGUAAACAAAUUGGAGUUUGGUUUGAAAUGUAAACAAUGAGAUCACUACUUUUUCCUGACUUGAUGACUGCAAUGACAGUAACAUAUUCCACUCAGCUAUUCUUCAAACUGCUGAUGUUCUACUCAAAACUGUCCUGUCAUCUUUACUUCUUUCUUUAUAAACAUAUGGCCCAACUUCCUUGCUUUUGUACUUGAUGUUUCUACUUUUCAAGAGGAAUUAGGAGAAAAACCUUCACUCUACUGUUGUUAUUGGUACAAUGUUGCACCACUCACCUACUGCUCUGCCAAUACUGUUUGAAGGUAGGUAAAUGGCACAAGACAAUAGGUAAGUGGUGGGAGACAGUAUAGCCAAGUGGUGCAAGACAGUAGGAAAGUGAUGCAGAAAGCACAAAAGUGACACGAGUUGCUUACACCAGUAAAAAGUAGAAAGAACAAGUUUUGCUCCUGCUGCUGUAGACCCUCGUCUUUCAAAACCCAUUAAAUUAUGCUUCUGUGUAUUUCAGAUGACAUUGCGUGAUUCACAGCCAGUUGUGUUUGUUAAAAGCUACUGUUCCUGUGUGGCUGGGUGUGGGAUAUGCAAUCAUUUGGUUGCAUUACUAUAUCAGACUGCCCAUUACUCUGAAUGUGGCAUGUCUGUCGUCCCUCCUGUACUUUCGUGCACUGAAACAGAGCAGAAAUGGCAUAAACCACGAACAAUGGUUUGUAUCAUUUCAAUACCAGACAGUUGUGUCACAUGCAUACUAGCAUCUCUCCUAAUACCAUCUCAUAAAUAAAUAGGGAGUGAAGCCAGGACCUGUGGAUGCCAUGGUUGUAGUGAAGCCCAAACCAGAUGCUACUCCGGCAAGCAGAAUUAGGUAUGCAGAGUCCAAUUAAAUAGGCAGACUACAAUGUAUUGCGAAAUAAAUGUUAUUAAUCGCUGUUAGAUUCUGGUUUAUUUCCUAGUGAACCCUUUACUUUUCCUGAUAUUGUUAUUCCAGAUCUACACUUUACAAGGGCUACAGCGGUGAGCUACCAGACCCAUCAACCCUCAACCCACUACCUGCCUAUGCUGACAUGGAACCAGACUCUCUUCCCUUUAUCUGCAGAAUGAACAUCACAUCUGACAAACCACUUGUGGACUCCAUUUUUGGCAAGGUACAAACUGGCAGUAUCCUGUCAUAUCAACACUCACCACCUCCACCUGACUUUCGUACGUUUACACGUCAUCGUGUUAUAAGUCAAGACGUAAAAACAUUAACAUAAACAUUAAGAUAAACAACAACAACGACGAAAAUUAACCGUUUCGGAUGUUUUUGACGACAAGCAUUCAAUGCUAGCAUACGGUAGCACAGCAUUCUACGAUAACCGGAAGUUUACAUCCAUCCUGCGAUUUAACCGGAAACACGUCAUGCUCGCCUGUGCAUAUCGCCUAUUGCGUUUUAUCGAUGGUAAUUUGAAUGCACAGAGAUACCGUGACGAGGCCCUGAGGCCCAUUGUCGUGCCAUUAAUCUGCCGCUUUCACCUCAUGUUUCAGCAUGAUAAUGCAUGGCCCCAUGUCGCAAGGAUAUGUACACAAUUCAUGGAUGCUGAAAUUGUCCCAGUUCUUCCAUGGCUUGCAUACUCACCAGACAUGUCACCCAUUGAGCAUGUUUUGGAUGCUCUGGAUUGACAUGUGUGACAGCGUGUUCCAGUUCCCGCCAAUAUCCAGCAACUUUGUACAGUCAUUGAAGAGGAGUGGGACAACAUUCCACAGGCCACAAUCAACAGCCUGAUCAACUCUAUGCUAAGGAGAUGUGUCGUGCUGCAUGAGGCAAAUGGUGGUCACACCAGAUACUGAAUGGAAUUCUGAUCCACGCCCCUACCUUUUUUUAAAGGUAUCUGUGACUAACAGAUUAAUAUAUGUAUUCCCAGUCAUGUGAAAUCUAUAGAUUGGGGCCUAAUGACUUUAUUUUAAUUGACUGAUUUCCUUAUGUGAACUGUAACUCAGUAUGAAAAUGUAUGCCCUCACUAACUGUAAGUCGCUGUGGAUAAGAGCAUCUGCUAAAUGACUAAAAUGUAAAUGUAAAAUGUAAAAUCUUUGAAAUUGUUGCAUGUUUUGUUUAUAUUUUUGUUAAGUGGUAAUAACAGAUCACAUUCACAUCCUGAUGGUAACAUUUUAUCAUCAGUUGUUGACCUCUAGUCAUCAUAACGUCUGCUCCACUUUGACGAAACCUUGUCAGUUAUUUGUCGGGGUUAGACUGGUAGAUAAGGUGAGGGAUUAUGAAAAGACUGGUAUGAAGACUGAUUUUAGAUUUUCUGAAAAUAGAAAAUAAGGAGAAGAAAAAUAAGUAUUUGAAAAUAAUAAUAAUGUUUCAUACCCUACACUACAUACCCUACGUACAACUACAUACACUACAUACCCUACAUACCCUAUGUACCCUACGUACACAACAUACUCUACAUACCCUACAUACCCUAAAUACACUACAUACACUACAUACCCUACAUACACAACGUACCCUACGUACACUGUCACGUUCGUUCAUUAACGAGAAGGACCAAGGCGCAGCGUGAUAUGCAUUCAUAUUUAUUUCCGUACUGAACACACGACAAAAGAACAAACGAAACGUGAAGUCCAAGGUAGACAAAUAACAUACCUUUACGGAACAAGAUCCCACACAGACUGGUGCCAAAAGGCUGCCUAAGUAUGGUCCCCAAUCAGAGACAACGAGCUACAGCUGCCUCUGAUUGGGAACCACCCUGGCCAACAUAGAUCUAAACGAUCUAGAAACUAAACAUAUAAAUAAACACAACACGAAAUAUACACACCCUGACUCAACAAAUAACGGUCCCCUGAGUCAGGGCGUGACAGUACCCCCCCCCCCCAAAUGUGCGGACUCCGACCGCGCCACAUAAACCUAAUAGGGUAGGGGCCGGGUGGGCAUUCCGCCUCGGAGGCGGAUCCGGCUCCGGGUGUAACCACCACUUACUCUCCACCUCCCCGUUGCGCCCCUGGUCUGGUCUGGAACCGCUGACUGGAGCUGGAUCAGGCACCGGUGGAGCGGACUGCUCUGGCUCCGGAGUGGAGCCGCUGACCGGGGCUGGACUGGACCCCGGUGGAGCGGAUUGCUCUGGCUCCGGAGUGGAGCAGCUGACCGGCACGGGCCGUGCCGGACUGGACACACGCACCACUGGCUUGGUGCGGGGAGCAGGAACGGACCGGACCUGGCUGAUGACGCGCACCCCUGGCUUGGUGCGGGGAGCAGGAACGGGCCGGACCGGGCUGACGACGCGCACCACUGGCCUGGUGCGGGGAGCAGGAACGGGCCGGACUGGGCUGACGACGCGCACCCCUGGCUUGGUGCGGGGAGCAGGAACGGGCCGGACUGGGCUGACGACGCGCACCACUGGCUUGGUGCGGGGAGCAGGAACGGGCCGGACUGGGAUGAUGACGCGCACCCCUGGCUUGGUGCGGGGAGCAGGAACGGGCCGGACUGGGCUGACGACGCGCACCCCUGGCUUGGUGCGGGGAGCAGGAACGGGCCGGACUGGGCUGACGACGCGCACACCUGGCUUGGUGCGGGGAGCAGGAACGGGCCGGACUGGGCUGACGACGCGCACCACUGGCUUGGUGCGGGGAGCAGGAACGGGCCGGACUGGGAUGAUGACGCGCACCCUGGCUUGGUGCGGGGAGCAGGAACGGGCCGGACUGGGCUGACGACUCGCACCCCUGGCUUGGUGCGGGGAGCAGGAACGGGCCGGACUGGGCUGACGACGCGCACCACUGGCUUGGUGCGGGGAGCAGGAACGGGUCGGACUGGGCUGACGACGCGCACCACUGGCUUGGUGCGGGGAGCAGGAACGGGCCGGACUGGGCGGGACGACGCGCACCACUGCCUUGGUGCGGGAGCAGGAACGGGCCGGACUGGGCUGGGAACACCCACCACUGGCUUAGUGCGGGAAUCAGGAACGGGCCGGACUGGACUGGCGACCCGCACCACUUGAUUAGUGCGAGGAGCGGGACUGGGUUCCUUCAUUAACCCCCGCUCCUUCUGCUGCCUAACCAGCUCCUCUCGCCGUGCCUCUACACUUUCCUUCUGCUCCCUCUGCACCAAUGACCCCCUUAAUCUGGCGGCCUCCUCUGCUAAACGGCUGAACCGCUCUAUCGUGGCCUCCUGAUGCCUCGUCGUCCACGGCUUGAGCCCCCCCCUAAAAAUUUUUUGGGCUUGUCUCUCCCCCGUGAUCAUGGCCUCCAUCCCUCUUGCCAGACUCUCGCUCAUCUCCUCCCAAGUCCAUCCUCUCUCCUCAUCACGCUGCUUGAUCCAGGAUUGGUGGGAUCUUCUGUCACGUUCGUUCAUUAACGAGAAGGACCAAGGCGCAGCGUGAUAUGCAUUCAUAUUUAUUUCUGUACUGAACACACGACAAAAGUCAGGGCGUGACAGUACACUACAUACCCUACAAACUCUACAUACCCUACAUACUCUACAUACCCUAAAUACACUACAUACUCUACAUACUCUACAUACCCUAAAUACACUACAUACACUACAUACCCUACAUACACUACAUACCCUAAAUACACUACAUACACUACACACACUACAUACCCUACAUACGCUACAUACCCUACAUACACUACAUACACUACAUACCCUACAUACCCUACGUACACUACAUACCCUAUGUACCCUACGUACACUACAUACCCUACAUACUCUACAUACCCUACAUACUCUACGUAUGAUGAUGUGCAAAUAGAGAUACUGGGGUGCAAAUGAGCAAAAUAAAUAACAAUAUGGGGAUGAGGUAGUUGGGUGGGCUAAUUUCAGAUGGGCUGUUUACAGGUGCAGUGAUCGGUAAGGUGCUCUGACAACUGAUGCUUAAAGUUAGUGAGGGAGAUAAAAGUCUCCAGCUUCAGAGAUUUUUGCAAUUCGUUCCAGUCAUUGGCAGCAGAGAACUGGAAGGAAUGGCGGCCAAAGGAGGUGUUGGCUUUGGGGAUGACCAGUGAGAUAUACCUGCUGGAGCGCAUACUACAGGUGGGUGUUGCUAUGGUGACCAAUGAGCUAAGAUAAGGCGUGGGAUUUGCCUAGCAGUGAUUUAUAGAUGGCCUGGAGCCAGUGGGUUUGGCGACGAAUAUGUAGUGAGGACCAGCCAACAAGAGCGUACAGGUCACAGUGGUGGGUAGUAUAUGGGGCUUUGGUGACAAAACGGAUGGCACUGUGAUAGACUACAUCCAAUUUGCUGAGUAGAGUGUUGGAGGCUAUUUUGUAAAUGACAUCGCCGAAGUCAAGGAUCGGUAGGAUAGACCGUUUUACGAGUGCAUGUUUGGCAGCAUGAGUGAAGGAGGCUUUGUUGCGAAAUAGGAAGCCGAUUCUAGAUUUACCUUUGGAUUGGAGAUGCUUAAUGUGAGUCUGGAAGGAGAGUUUACAGUCUAACCAGACACCUAGGUAUUUGUAGUUGUCCACAUACUCUAGGUCCGACCCAUCGAGAGUAGUGAUUCUAGUCGGGUGGGCGGGUGCCAGCAGCAUUCGAUUGAAGAGCAUGCAUUUAGUUUUACUAGUGUUUAAGAGCAGUUGGAGGCUACUGAAGGAGUGUUGUAUGGCAUUGAAGCUCGUUUGUUUUUGUGCUGGUCAAUGGCAGUCAAGUCGGAGGAGAACCAGGGGCUAUAUCUGUUCUUAGUUCUGUAUUUUUUGAAUGGGGCAUGUUUAUUUAAGAUUGAGAGGAAAUUACUUUUAAAGAACAACCAGGCAUCCUCUACUGACGGAAUGGGGUCGAUAUCCAUCCAGGAUACCUGGGCCAGGUCAAUUAGGAAGGCCUGCUCGCUAAAGUGUUUUAGGGAGCGUUUGACAGUGAUGAGGGGUGGUCGUUUGACCGCUGACCCGUUACAGACGAAGGCAAUAAGGCAGUGAUCGCUGAGAUCCUGGUUGAAGACAGCGGAGGUGUAUUUAGAGGGUAAGUUAGUCAGGAUGAUAUCUAUUAGGGUGCCAUGUUUACGGAUUAUGGAGAUUGCAUGGCUGUAUGCCCGAUUUUAUACACCUGUCAGCAACUGGUGUGGCUGAAAUAGCCAAAUCCACUAAUUUGAAGGGGUGUCCACAUACUUUUGUAUAUAUAUAUAUAUAUAUAUAGUGUAUGUGCAAAGGGAAUUUAUUUGAGAAUAAAAUCACCAGCUCUCUACACUGUUAAAUGUAUCCCAAGAUAAACCAUUGUGGUUAUAACAUUUUGAAGGUUUCACUAGCACUGACCUUGGUGCUGGUAUGUUCUUCUUGAUGGGACAUUUACUACCACUGUUAUUGACUGUUAGAAGAUCGAGCCUUCAGUCACAGUCCCACUAGGGAUGCAUCCCAAAUGGCACCCUAUUCCCUACAUAGUGUGCUACUUUUGGCCAGGGCCCAUAGGAAACAGAAUAACAUUAACAACAAUGAGGACACAGAGAGAAGGACAGCAUUACUUAAAACCAUGAUUUCCUAGAGAACCAAAACCAAAUGCUUUCCUAGAAAACCAAAGCCACAGAGGAGUCCCAAACCUCCACAUCACUCCUUUCUUCAGAAGUAUCUUAUUAUGUUGUGACAUGUAAGAUAAGUGUCUACCCCCUGUCUCUGUAGCUCUCUGUCUGUCUCUGUAGCACACUGUCUCUCUCUGUAGCUCUGUCGCUCUCUGUAGCUCUCUGUCUCGCUCUGUAGCUCUCUGUCUCUCUCUGUAGAUCUCUGUCUCUCUAUGUAGCUCUCUCUCUCUGUAGCUCUCUGUAGCUCUCUCUCUGUAGCUCUCUGUAGCGCUCUGUCUCUCUCUGUAGCUCUCUGUCUCUCUCUGUAGCUCUCUGUCUGUCUCUGUAGCCCUCUGUCUGUCUCUGUAGCUCUCUGUCUGUCUCUGUAGUUCUCUGUCUGUCUCUCUCUGUCUCUCACCAGAGCCUGGAUGUGUGCUGCUGAGUCAUUCUGUGUUGAACAGAGAACAAGGGAUGGAGAGGGAGACAGAGGGAGAGAGGGAUGGAAAGAGACAGGGGGAUAGGGAUGUAGAGAGAGAGAGAGAGACUUGGGGGAUUAAAGAUUUUAUAUUUUGAUCUUCUCACCUGCUAUUUUGUAUAAUGCUAAUAUACUGGCCUCUACCUGCUAUUCUGUAUAAUGCUGAUAUACUGGUCUCUACCUGCUAUGCUACCUAUCCUCAGUGUCAGCUCCUCUGAGCUCUCCUCCUACGUACAGUACUGUACACUCCCAAUGAUAUAGCUAGCUAGCUGUUCUCCUACUCCUAACCCCGGCCCCUGGUCUCCAAGUUCAGCAUAACCUGUAACAUCAUCAUCACCAGCCAUUCAGGUAGCUAGACUCCUGUUGCUUCAGUCUCUCUCUCUCUCUCUCUCUCUCUCUCUCUCUCUCUCUCUCUCUCUCUCUCUCUCUCUCACCCAGACAGACAGCUGACUUAAGGAAAGGAAUCACUUGGCAGUGCAGUGUACAGGUGACCAUUUCUCUAUUGACAGAAGAUGAGUCAUUCUUGCAGGAUUCUAUAGCUCUCAGAAACCAAGGAGGAAGACGAUAUGCUUCUUUCUCUUUUCUCUCUUUUUUCCCUUCAGCUUUCUGUGUGGUAGCCGUGGCGAUCUGCUGCUGCUGUAACCAUGUUUAGGAACAGCUUGAAGAUGCUGCUGACGGGCGGCAAGGCCAACCGCAAGAACCGCAACGGCAGCAGAGGUGAGUCUGACCCCUGACUUUUAACCUGUGAUCUCCGUAAAGAAUUAUUAACAACAUGCCUGUCAGAAGAACACAGCGGCUGUUCAUGGAAAGGUCAUCGGGGUCAUACUGUGUCAGACACCAAUAGCCUUCCAUUGGGUUUCAGUAGUAGUGCUCAAAACCCCACCUGAUAUCAGACUCAUUUAUAAAGUGCAUUCAGACCCUUUCCCUUUUUCCACAUUUUGUUACGUUACAGCCUAAAAUUGAUUAAAUAAAAAUGUUUCCACAUCAAUCUAUACACAAUUCCCCACAAUGACAAAGUGAAAACAGGUUUUUAGAAAUGUUUGCAAAUGAAUAUGUAUUCAGACCCUUUGCUAUGAGACAUGACAUUGAGCUCAGGUACAUCCUGUUUCCAUUGAUCAUCCUUGAGAUGUUUCUACAACUUGAUUGGAGUCUACCUGUGGUAAAUUCAAUUGAUUGGACAUGAUUUGAAAGGCACACACCUGUCUAUGUAAGGUCCCAUAGUUGACAGUGCAUGUCAGAGCAAAAACCAAGCCAUGAGGUCGAAAGAAUUGUCCGUAGAGCUCCGAGACAGGAUUGUGUCGAGGCACAGAUCUGGGGAAGGGUACCAAAAAAUGUCUGCAGCAUUGAAGGUCCCCAAGAACACAGUGGCCUCCAUCAUUCUUAAAUGGAAGAAGUUUGGAACCACCAAGACUCUUCCUAGAGCUGGCCGCCCGGCCAAACUGAGCAAUUGGGGGAGGUGACCAAGAACCCGAUGGUCACUCUGACAGAGCUCCAGAGUUCCUCUGUAGAGAUGGGAGAACCUUCCAGAAGGACAACCAUCUCUGCAGGACUCCACCAAUCAGGCCUUAAUGGUAGAGUGGCCAGACGGAAGCCACUCCUCAGUAAAAGGAACACAUGACAGCCUGCUUGGAGUUUGCCAAAAGGCACCUAAAUGACUCUCAGACCAUGAGAAACAAGAUUCUCUGGUCUGAUGAAACCAAGAUUUAACUAUUUGGCCUGAAUGCCAAGCAUCACGUCUGGAGGAAACCUGGCACCAUCCCUACGGUAAAGCAUGGUGGUGGCAGCAUCAUGCUGUGGAGACUAGUCAGGAUCGAGGAGAAAGAUGAACGGACCAAAAUACAGAAAGAUCCUUGAUGAAAAACUGCUUCCGGAGCGCUCAGGACCUCAGACUGGGGUGAAGGUUCACCUUCCAACAGGACAACAACCAUAAGCACACAGCCAAGACAACGCAGGAGUGACUUUAGGACAAGUCUCUGAAUGUCCUUGAAUGGCCCAACCAGAGCCUGGACUUGAACCCGAUCGAACAUCUCUGGAGAGACCUGAAAAUAGCUGUGCAGCGACGCUCCCCAUCCAACCUGACAGAGCUUGAGAGGAUCUGCAGAGAAGAAUGUGAGAAACUCCCCAAAUACAGGUGUGCCAAGCUUGUAGCGUCAUACCCAAGAAGACUUGAGGCUGUAAUCGCUGCCAAAGAUGCUUCAAGAAAGCGCUGAGUAUAGGAUCUGAAUACUUAUGUAAAUGUAAUAUUUCAGUAUUAUUUUUAUUUAUUUAUUUUAAGCUGUUUUUGCUUUGUCAUUAUGGGGUGUUGUGUGUAGAUUGAUGAGGGGAAAAAAACGAUUUAAUCAAUUUUAGAAUAAAGCUUUCCUGAACCCACUUAGAUCUGUUGACAUUAGUCCUCUACUCUCCAGAAAGUAAGUCAGUCUUUCCUGAACCCACUUUGAUCUGGUGACAUUAGUCCUCUACUCUCCAGAAAGUAAGUCAGUCUUUCCUGAACCCACUUUGAUCUGGUGACAUUAGUCUACUGCUCUCCAGAAAGUAAGUCAGUCUUUCUGUUAUCAUCCUUUCCAUAAGUUUACAUACGUGAGAUGUCAACGCUAUCGGCCAAUAGCUUGAAGGACUACUAGGGUCUUUCCCUGGUUUCCGUAUUGGCACCACUACCGCCUGCUUCAAACUUCCAGAAAAUGUCCCUUCCUGCCACACCUUAUUGUAAAGGCCCAAUACUUUUCUGACAUGUACUGUCAACUGUGGGACCUUACAUAGUGUGUGCCUUUCCAAAUCAUGUCCAGUAAAUUGAAUUUAACCCAGGUGGACUCCAAUCAAGUUGUAGAAACAUCUCAAGGAUGAUCAAUGGAAACAGGAUGCACCUGAGCUCAAUUUCGAGUCUCAUAGCAAAGGGGCUGAAUACUUAUGUAAAUAAGGUAUUUCUGUUUUUAUUUUUUAUACAUUUGCAAACAUUUCUAAAAACCUUUUUUCACUUUCUCGUUAUGGGGUAUUGUGUGAAAUGUUUUAAUUUAAUCCAUUUUAGAAUAAGGCUGGAAUGUAACAAAAUGUGCAAAAAGUCAACGGGUCUGAAUACUUUCCGAAGGCAUACAGUAUAUAUAUAUUGAAUUUUAUGUCCUUGUCUAUAACUGUUCUGAACUUUGUCAUGUAUUUGUAUGUUUUAUGUGGACCCCAGGAAGAGUAGCUGCUGCAUGUGCAGUAGCUAAUGGGGAUCCUAAUAAACUAAACUAAACUUCUAUGUCUCCACUCAUCCUCUCCACCCUCCACCCCUUCUAGGGUCUGAAUGCUUAUGUAAAUAAGGUUUUUUAUUUUUUAUUUUUAAUACAUUUGCAAUAUUUUCAAAAAACCUGUUUUCUCUUUGUCAUUAUGUGGUGUUGUGUGAGAUUGCUGAUAAUUAUUAUUAUUUUUAAUCCAUUUUUGAAUAAGGCUGUAACGUAACAAAAUGUGGAAAAAGUCAAGGGGUCUGAAUACUUUCCGAAUACAGUGUAUAUACUAGACAUUAGGAAUAUUUUGGGAACAAAAAAUAACAUUAUUAACCGGUUCUCAACAUUUGAAAAUAAUGGUUUUGUUCAAGGGGUCAAGGGGUCUGAAUACUUUCCAAAUGCACUGUAGGUACAUCUUGUUGACAAUAAUGAUCCGAGGUCUUCCAGAAAUCUGUUCAGGUUUCAGACAACUGAAUAAGUUGAUUCUUAUCUGAUGACACUCCCCAUUCAACACCUGCCAUACUACCAAAGCCUUCAUGCUUAACAACCACCGCUUUUGGUUCCUAUAAUACACUAUAUCUCACUGUAUUCACUCACUUUUGUCAUUUAACUGUUAAAUGCUAAGAAGGAGAGAAAGCUGUGUCAGUACAGCAACACUUCCUGCCGGACAGUACAGCAACACUUCCUGCCAGUCAGUAGAGCAACACUUCCUGCCAUUGCUGCCAGUCAGUACAGCAACACUUCCUGUCAGGCAGUGUAACAGUUCCCCUACGUCCCAAAUGACACCUAUUCCCCAUUUAGUGCACUACUUUUGACCAGGGCCCAUAGCGCUCUAGUCAAAAGUAGUGCACUAUGUAGGAAAUAGGGUACCAUUUGGGAUGCUUCAAUGUUCUUUAUUACAGAGGAGGAAUGUGCCGCUAAGGGCUUUCGCUCUGCCCGCCACUUGACGAUAUCCUGCAGAUAAAUGAAUCUUGUCAUGCCCUGCAUAUGAAUUACAGCUGAAAUGUUGCUCAGAAAGGCCUGGAUAUCUUGUAUGUCACACAUUGUCAGUCACCCACACCAUAUUGACUACAUCAUUAUGACUAACUUAACGCUUUGGAGUGUUCCAGUAACCUUUGCUGAUGUAAAUUGGAAUAAUCUAGCCCACCAAAUCGCUCAAGCAUUGUUACAUUAUCAGACAGAUACAGUUUUACUGUGUGUAUAUGAGAAUGUGUUAAUAGACAGACAAUGCACAGUGCAAACCUUAUGCUGCUCACUCAGUCAGUCAUUCAGUCAGUCAGUCAGUCAGUCAGUCAGUCAGUCAGUCAGUCAGUCAAUGCACAGUGCAAACCUUAUGCUACUCAGUCAGUCAAUGUUAUUCUAUUAAAUCACAGACAAACUACACUUGAUUGUAAUUGAAAUAUCAACAGACAGUCUAUGAAAUAUCAUAUAGACUAUUCUCUGUGUGAUUACUGAGUCGACUGCUGUUGAGGACGUAAUAACCGUCCUGUCUGUCAGUACAGCAUCAGUAUUGCAGCUGCCAGAUGCUCUUCUAUCUACACACUACACAGAAAGGCUCAUUCAAGAGGCGUUAUCUGAACUGAUCAUCUACUUCACUGAACACAAGUAGCCUCAUUAAAGCUCAGUAAAAGGUGUUCCUCCCAUCACUUGAUGCAGUGUUAUCUUCAGACACCAGAUAUGCUUUGAAUAACCUCAAGUCUUCUGAUCAGAUUAUGAUAUGGAUAGAUAGAGGGGUCUGACUAGGACACAGUCAGACCCCUCUACAAUAAGCUAAAGAUCAGAGAGUUCAAGACCAAUACAUCCACAAUAACAUACAGUGUACUAUGUAGAGGAAUGAAGCAAUGUAUUGGGCAUACAUAGUAAGUGGUGUGCUAGUGGGGAUAUGGGAACGUAGCCUAAGACUGGAGGGUCCAUUCAUGUAUUUUAAUGGUUCAUCCCUGCUGCUGGCGUGGCUAAUAAACUCUGAGACAUAGGUGGCAGGUAGCCUAGUGGUUAGAGCGUUGGGCCAGUAACCGAAAGGUUGCCAGUUGGAAUCCCUGAGCCGACAAGGUGAAAAAUCAGUCGGUCUGCCCUUGAGCAAGGCAGUUAACCCCCCACAACAACAGCUCCCUGGGCGCACAAUGUCGCAGUCUCCUGCACCUCUCUGAUUCAGAGGGGUUGGGUUAAAAGCGGAAGUCAAGUUUCGGUUGCACCUUGUCAAAUGUAUUUAUUUAUGGAGCUGACUGGUUGAGAGGGAGCCAAGGUUGAGAGGGAGAGAGAGAGCCCAGGUUGAGAGGGAGAGAAGGAAAGUGAUACUGACGGAGAGACGGAGAGGACUGGAUAGAUAUCACAGCAUUAUGGUAAUAGAUUAAUCUUGCCCUCCGAUUGGCUGGCUGGAAAUGUGGCCUUAAUACCUCUGUCUCCAAUACUCUCAGAUCUACAGGAGUGGCUAGGGAAUAGGGGUUAUGCCUGUAGGGGCUAAGGGUAGAGCCAUUUGGAAUUCAGCGCGAGAUGCGUAGCACAACUCAGAAGCUUUGAGACCAAAAUGGAGUUCAGUUCUAGAAUGCAGCAGAUGGAUGGAUAGAAGCCUUCUGUUCUGUAUGUUGUAUUAUUGAUGUUCAGAGACCAUUUGGUGGAGACCCUUAAUGAACACUCAGACAGGCCUUCAGUCUGUGGGCGGGCCACUUGAAUUGAUUCAAAAUGGCCUCUUUGGAAUUGGAACUGAAGAAGGCAGCCAUUCAAGUACUCUCCCUCCCUCUCCACAGACAGACGGGCGGGUGGCUCGGCGGAGAGACAAACAGUGAGACAGACAGAUAGUGAGAGAGACAAAGACAGGCGGACAGACAGUAAUGGAAUGUUCCUGGAUGUUCUGGAACGUGUUCUGGAAUCAUUCAGACCAGAUGGAGCCUGAUGGGCAGCAGGUGCCUGCCAGGAAUCACAUUUCCUCCCUAAUUGUGGGGUUCUAAUUGACGUCUGAUUUUCUACAGCCAUGGAGGAGAAAUAUAAUUAGAAAUCAGCAGCUCUGCAAACAGCCAUCAAACUCUAAUAGGCUCAGGGAGUGAUGAAGGUAUGAUACAUGAAUACUAGUGUGACUCUGAUUUGACUGUAAAUGUACCAUUCUAAAUGUUCCACCAUCAGGUUGACAAUGUGAAGAAAUAGACUCAUUGACAUUGUUCAUGCCACUCACAUGUAGUCAUACACAGACAUACGGUAUACCUAUACAAACAAAGGCCAUGCCAAAUGAAUCUGGCAGGUAAUAACCAAAUAUUGAAGAAUAAGCAGGCUUCUAUAGUAAGGGAUAACUGAAUGAUCCAGGGAUACAGAAGGAGCUUCAGAAGGAGCUCAAUGGGAGAGUUGGUAUUGGCUGCUGUCCACAAGGCGACAGAUUGGCUGCUCCUGAUUGGCUCGUCCUGCUCCACACACUGUGCAUCCCAAAUGGCACCCUCUACCCUAGAUAGUGCACUACUUUUGACCAGAGCCCUAUGGGAGCCCUAUGGACCCUGGUCAAAAGUAGUGCACUAGAAAGGGAAUAGGGUGUCAUUUGGAACGCAUACACAGUAACGUCCCCUUCCUUCCUGUAUUAAUGGACUCAUAAAAAAUUAAUGGAUGAAUUAGAGUAAGAGACACCACAGAGACCUAGUGAUGUUGGAUAUAGUAGAAUAGAGGAUCAGCUGCACAACACAUAGGGUCAUCAGGUUUAUCCUUAAAGAAACGGAAAUCCUCUGUGUUUUCUAGGUUAAUUUAGAAAUAUGUUGUCCAUCUUCUAAUGGAUAAUACAUUAUUCAGGACUAACUUGAAAAAGAAACCUGGUUCUCGAUGUGACUCUCCUGGGUAAAUAAAGGUUAAAUAAACUUCAGUGUACAGCAUAAAGACAAAAAGCCACUAAUGUGGUGCUAUGUGCUGCUCCAAACGCUGUGUUGGUAUAAAUCCAGAUACAGCCCUAUGACACUAGGAGCUUUGUCUUCCACUCCCUAGCUGAACAAGAGACCCAGCAGCAUCAGAUCACCAGUCUAUCAAACACCGGCCAUGAAAAGGGCUAUUGUUGUUAGUAAGCAGAUCUGCUAUAGAUAUACAGUAUAUAUGCUGUGUCCAAAUGGCAAACUAUUCCCUUUAUAGUGCACUACUUUUGUACCAUUUGGGACACAGACAUACCCUCCAUCAGGCUACAGUAACCCUACUGUCUUAUCUUGCAGUAUGCAUGAGUUACUUUCAUCUAAUGGCCAUAAACAUGUACAUUAAGCUGGUGCAUAAACAGUGUCUGUACUCUGUAGCUAGUGAAGGAGAAACUAUGGUUGCAUCCCAAAUGGUACCCUGUUCCCUAUAUAGUGCACUACUUUAGAUCAGAGCCCAUAGUAGUGCACUAUAAAGGGAAUAGGGUACCAUUUGGGACACGAACAGGGUCUGUGUAGCCAGUGAAGAGGAAACUAAAUCAUGACUCAAUAUGGUGUAGCACAGCUGUGGAAAGGGAAACAUUGACAUUUGUAACUAAGAACAACAGCAAUGCCUUGUCUGUCUACUGUACUGUCUCUUCACCUAGGCUGAAUCAUGUUGUUAAGGUUUCUGUCAGUCCCAAAUCAUCCUAUUCCCCAUGUAGUGCACAGUGUUGGGGAAGCUACUCUGAAAAUAGUUUACCAAGCUACCAAUUACUUCACACUGGAAGGAGUUAAGCUACACUAAAGCUACCCUUAAAAAUAUACAGUUUACUUAACUAAAGUUAUUUAGAAAAAGUAGUUCACUACAUCCAAGCUACUUUGUGAAAAAUGAUCAUAUGUAAAUCUGAAAUGUCAUAGACGGUCAAUUGCAAGAACAGAUCAGACUAGUCAGAUGUUAACAGAAUGUGUCUUUAUCCAUUUAUCCUACACAAAAAAACAGUGCUAUCUAGAACCUAAAAGGGUUCUUCAGCUGACCCCAUAGGAGAACCCUUUGAAUAACCUUUUUUGGUUCCAGGUAGAACCCUUUUGAGUUCCAUUUAGAACCAUUUUCACAGAGGGUUCUGAAUGGAACACAAAAAAGAUCUACCUGGAGCCAAAAAGGGUUCUCCUAUGGGGACAGCCGAAGAACCCGUUUGGAACCCUUUUUUCUAAGGGUGUAUUAAUUUUUUAAAAACUAUGUUUCAAGUGACUUGGGAAGGUCUGAUGCUGAAAAAUAAAUGAAAAUGAUUGUCUACUUCACCCAUAUUUUCUUUUAUUUUUCCAAAAAGAGUAGUGUGUACUUCCAGUAGUUAGCUAAACCGCUACGUGGUAAAACCGUAAUGAACUACUGAAAACACUACCAAGAUUUGAAUUUAGUUCACCUACCAACAAGCUUCUGCAAAAUGUAGUUUAGUUACUAGUUGAACUACAUGUAGUUCACUACUCCCCAACACUAGUAGUGCACUAAUUUCGACCAUGCCCAGUUCACUAUAUAGGGGAUAAGGUUCCAUUUGGGGCAUUUAAUCUACAUUUAGUAGUGUGUAGGGGCUGUACAUGCACAGAGGCAGUAAACCGCUACAGCCCUAUCUUACUGAAGCUUGUCUUGUUGAUGGUCCAGGAUGCACAGGGUUAUUCUGUUUUCAAUCCUGUCUCGGAGCUCUACAGACAAUUCCUUUGACCUCAUGGCUUGGUCUUUGCUCUAAGUCAGUCAUUCCUGAACCCACUUUCCUGAACCCACUUUGAUCUGGUGACAUUAGUCCUCUCCUUUCCAGAAAGUAAGUCAGUCUUUCCUGAACCCACUUUGAUCUGGUGACAUUAGUCCUCUACUUUCCAGAAAGUAAGUCUUUCCUGAACCCACUUUUAUCUGGUGACAUUAGUCCUCUACUUUCCAGAAAGUAAGUCUUUCCUGAACCCACUUUGAUCUGGUGACAUUAGUCCUCUACUUUCCAGAAAGUAAGUCAGCCUUUCCUGAACCCACUUUGAUCUGGUGACAUUUGUCCUCUACUUCCAGAAAGUAAGUCAGUCUUUCCUGAACCCACUUUGAUCUAGUGACAUUAGUCCUUUACUCUCCAGAAAGUAAGUCAGCCUUUCCUGAACCCACUUUGAUCUGGUGUCAUUAGUCCUCUACUCUCCAGAAAGUAAGUCAGCCUUUCCUGAACCCACUUUGAUCUGGUGACAUUUGUCCUCUACUCUCCAGAAAGUAAGUCAGUCUUUCCUGAACCCACUUUCAUCUGGUGACAUUAGUCCUUUACUCUCCAGAAAGUAAGUCAGUCUUUCCUGAACCCACUUUGAUCUGGUGACAUUAGUCCUCUACUUUCCAGAAAGUAAGUCAGUCUUUCCUGAACCCACUUUGAUCUGGUGACAUUAGUCCACUACUCUCCAGAAAGUAAGUCAGUCUUUCUGUUAUCAUCCUUUCCAUAAGUUUACAUACGUGAGAUGUCAACGCUAUCGGCCUAUAGCUUGAAGGACUACUAGGGUCUUUCCCAGGUUUCCGUAUUGCCACCACUACCGCCUGCUUCCAACUUCCAGAAAAUGUCCCUUCCUGCCACACCUUAUUGUAAAGGCCCAAUACUUUUCUGACAUGUACUGUCAACUGUGGGACCUUACAUAGUGUGUGCCUUUCCAAAUCAUGUCCAGUUAAUUGAAUUUAACCCAGGUGGACUCCAAUCAAGUUUUAGAAACAUCUCAAGGAUGAUCAAUGGAAACAGGAUGCACCUGAGCUCAAUUUCGAGUCUCAUAGCAAAGGGGCUGAAUACUUAUGUAAAUAAGGUAUUUCUGUUUAUAUUUUUUAUACAUUUGCAAACAUUUCUAAAAACCUUUUUUCACUUUCUCGUUAUGGGGUAUUGUGUGAAAUGUUUUAUUUAAAUCCAUUUUAGAAUAAGGCUGGAAUGUAACAAAAUGUGCAAAAAGUCAACGGGUCUGAAUACUUUCCGAAGGCAUACAGUAUAUAUAUAUUGAAUUUUAUGUCCUUGUCUAUAACUGUUCUGAACUUUGUCAUGUAUUUGUAUGUUUUAUGUGGACCCCAGGAAGAGUAGCUGCUGCAUGUGCAGUAGCUAAUGGGGAUCCUAAUAAACUAAUCUAAACUUCUAUGUCUCCACUCAUCCUCUCCACCUCUCCACCCCUUCUAGGGUCUGAAUGCUUAUGUAAAUAAGGUUUUUUAUUUUUAAUACAUUUGCAAUAUUUUCAAAAAACCUGUUUUCGCUUUGUCAUUAUGGGGUGUUGUGUGAGAUUGCUGAUAAUUAUUAUUAUUUUUAAUCCAUUUUAGAAUAAGGCUGUAACGUAACAAAAUGUGGAAAAAGUCAAGGGGUCUGAAUACUUUCCGAAGGCACUCUAUAUCGCUUGGUUGUCUCUGUAUUUUUAAAUGACAAUUGAUCUGUUAUUUUCCAAAAUGUACUAAUACAAACAUUAGACCUAGAACAAGGAUCUUGGUACUGAAAGGGUUAAGGAGUUCUGCCCUGACUGAGAGAGCGGGAGAGGAGAGGGAAGGAGAGAAUGCCUGUCUGCCGGCAUACGCUCGCUGACACCUGGUGCUUUCAUUCCUUGCUGCCUGCUCACACAGUGGAGCGUUCUCUCUCUGUCUGGGCCACGCUUUACCUUUUAUCUCUCACCCUCUCUCUUUCCCUCUUUUCUCUCCCUCUCUCACCCCUCUCUUUUCUCUACCUCUCUCUCACCCCUCUCCUUUCUCUACCUCUCUCUCACCCCUCUCUUUUCUCUCCCUCUCUCUCACCCCUCUCUUUUCCCUCCCUCUCUCUCACCCCUCUCUUUUCCCUCCCUCUCUCUCACCCCUCUCUUUUCCCCUACCUCUCUCACCCCUCUCUUUUCCCUCCCUCGUCUCUCACCCCCUCUCUUUUCCCUCCCUCUCUCUCACCCCUCUCUUUUCCCUACCUCUCUCACCCCUCUUUUUUCUCUCCAUCUCUCUCACCCCUCUUUUUUCUUUAGCUCUUCAGCAUUCCUUCUUCCUCCCUCUUCCUCUCUCUUUCCUUUAUUUUGGAUCUUUCUUACAAUGGUGCAGGAUUAUUUAAUUUCCUGGGAAGCUGAGACAUUGGACUGACAAAGGUGAGCUGGAUACAGGGAACUCUGAGAGUCUGGACUGAAGGGCCAGUGUGGAGAAUAGGGUUUUAUUAACCUCUCAUUGUUUGGAUACAUUUAUAUUAAUGAAAACAGUGUAUCAAGUAGUCUGUUUUUCCACUGUUUUGGACCUGUGUUAGCAGCAGAUGUCUGUUUCCUUCCGUUCUCUGUUGCUGUGGCUCUGUGGUUGUUCCUGCGGUGUCACCUUGGCCCAGGUAUGGGGCCUUCACACCAAUCAGGUUCUGCGUCACAACACUAUACACCUCUUAGCAGGUGUGUGUGUCUGGUGGGUCCUCUCAGCUCUGUUCUUGCGUAAUGUUUGACCACUGGUUUUCUUCAUAAUAACAUGCUAUCAUUGUGAUUUGGGAGAUCCAUCAUUGAGCAGCACCCACACUGCUCCUCCAGCAUCUAGCGUUUCUCUCUCUCUCUCGCUCUCUCUCUCUCUCUCUCUCUCUCUCUCUCUCUCUCUCUCUCUCCUCUCCUCCUCAUCUCGUCCUUGUCUCUCUCUCUCUCUCUCUCUCUCCCACCCCCCCUCUCCCACCCCCCCCCUCUCUCUCCACCUCCCUCCUCUCUUCCUCAACUCUCUCUCUCACCCCCUCCUCCUCUCAACCACCCACCCUCUCCUCUCUCCCAUUUCCAUUCUUUCCCAUUGAUCCAUUUCUCACCCCUCCAGCCUCUCACCCACUCACUCAGCUCACCCUGGGAUAUUUUUAGAGAGAGGCUGAGAGAGGAGACAGGGACAGGGACAGGGUGAGAGAGGCGAGGUAGAGAGGCUGAGUGAGGAGACAGGGAGAGAGAGGAGAGGUAGAGAGGCUGAGAGAGGAGACAGGGAGAGAGAGGAGAGGUAGAGAGGCUGAGAGAGGAGACAGGGACAGGGAGAGAGAGGAGAGGUAGAGAGGCUGAGAGAGGAGACAGGGACAGGGAGAGAGGCUGAGAGGAAGAGGUAACAGGAGAGCAGGGAGCUUAAUGUUCUAGCCUCAGGUGGGCUAAUGACGGUCUUCGUAACUCCAUCUGUCCUCCCCUCCUCCCCGUCAUCCCCCCCCCAUCCUCUUCAUCUACCUCUUCUCCACACCCCACCCCACCCCACCCUCCAGACUGUUAAAGCCUGCCAGGUCUAGACAAGCAUUUGAUUGUGAGCACUGAGCAAUUGAAAAUACGGUCCCUUUAAAUGUUGAUGCUAUGAGACUUUGCCCCACAUCGUCUCUCCCCCACGUCUGCAGUAGCAGUAGAAUCCUGUUGUUUUAGUCAGUCGAGGAACUCUUUCAUUGUGCCUCUUGAUGUGGAUGAGCUCAUUGGCUGUGGAGCGCUGUGAGGUUUCAAUAGGAGGAAGUGCCCUUGCUGUGUGUAAAUGUACAGACUUAGGUAUAGUAUUAUAUUGAAAGCUAAUGGUAGCAUAGUGUGUAAAUAGGUAGCUGCAAAAAUACUGAAUACAUGGGCAUCAGACUUGUUCAUUAUUUCACCUUACAACUUAAUGGGGUCACAGGAAACACAAAUUAACACAGUGAUUAUAAAGUGUUUGUAUAUUAUUAACUAAAUGUGUGUGUUCAUGUGCUUGUGUGUAUGCUAGUAAUGGAAAACUAAUUUAUACAGUAAUUUUGGCUAUUAACAACAGCCAAAUACUGUGAAAGCAUUAUACCUCAGAAUACUGUAAAUUAUGGUACAUUGUGGGAAAAUGUUCUGGGCGGGGAAAUAAUAAUAUGCCAUUUAGCAGACGCUUUUAUCCAAAGCGACUUACAGUCAUGCGUGCAUAAAUGUUUGUGUAUGGGUGGUCCCGGGGAUCGAACCCACUACCUUGGCGUUACAAGCGCCGUGCUCUACCAGCUGAGCUACAGAGCUACAGAGGACCAUUGCUGUAUUUCAAAUGGUACUGUAAUUCCACCCAACAUAAUGCAGUACCAUACUGUAUUUUUGGAGUGCCAAAACCUUUUGACCACUAGUGGGUGCAUGGUAUUUUUGUUUCUGGCUCAUUAACAUAUUUUGAGGUGUGCCUUGUGAGAGGCUAUAGUUGUUGCUCCUGUUAGAUUGAGUGCUGUACCAAUUUAAAGGGGCAGUACUGUCAAAAACGUGGUUUUCCUUUUUUGGGGAUUAUAUUUCCAAACUAUGAGGUCGAAAUAACACAUAAUGCCCUUUUUUGUGUAAAAGCUGUUUGAAAAAAAUACCUUGAAUUUCAGCCUGUUCAGGUGGGAUGGAGUUUUUGGCCCAGAUCAUGACAUCGCAAUAUAAUCUGAUUAUUCUGACAAAUGACCAGUCAUCUUUUAUUUGCAUUUAUAAACUGGGUGGAUUGGCUGAAAGGCGGGGUAUAUCAGACCAUAUACCACGAGUAUGACAAAACAUUUAUUUUUAGUGUUCUAAUUAUGUUGGUAACCAGUUUAUAAUAGCAAUAAGGCACCUCGGGGGUUUGUGAUAUAUGGCCAAUAUACCACGGCUAAGGGCUGUGUCCAGGCGUUGCGUCGUGCAUAAGAACAGCCCUUAACCGUGGUAUAUUGGCCAUAUACCACACCCCCUUGUUCCUUAUUGCUUAAAUAUAUCCUCCUACUUUGAAGUGGUAAGCUGGGUAGGAGUCUAGACGAUCAUAUCCGCCAAGCAGGGCUGUGUAUGUAAAUAUAUUAACAUUUGUAUCAACACGCCCACACGAUCCGACUGAGCAUUUCAUUGGCAAAAAGAGGCUCUGGGAAAUAAAUUAUAAUACAUUAAAAGACUGUAUGGGGGCUUUAACUCAUAUGUUUAACAAUUUAAAAUGUAUAGGGGACCGGUUGGAGUGGCUGCAAGUCUUAAACCUUUAAUGGUUGAGUAUUUAGCUAUGUCCUAUUGGUCUAUGUUGCCCUGUUGUCGCUGCCAGUCUGGAAACCUUUGUUAAGGUAAAAUGGAAAUGGAAAUUAAGGCCUCUAGAAAGGCAAGUGAUAUAAAACACAAAAUAUUCAUUGAUCUACUGUAAUGUGUAAACACAUGACCUAGCAGCCAACCUGCUUGCACCAAUCCCAUUUAAUUAUGGUAAAAUACUGUGAAAUUUCCCCCCAAUUAAUUUAAUUAAUUCAGUCAUUACGAUAAUGGUAGCAUUUACUUUUUUACAGUAUAAUACAGUAAAUGUUUCAGUAUUGUGUGUCAUGACACAGUAUUUGCUUUGAUACUGUAUUAGUAUUACAGUAGUUGUACUGCAAUAUGAAAUACAUUAACUUACUUACCACUUUGCUGUCCUCCCUCCCUCCCUCCCUCCCUGCCUAGCCCUGUCCCUCCUCCCUCCCCCCCUCCUCCCGUCCCCCUCCCUCCCUGCCUAGCCCUGUCCCCUCCCUGCCCUAGCCCUGUCCCAUCCCCCUCCCCCGUCCCUCCCUACCCUGCCUAAGACCCUGUCCUCCCUCCCUCCUGCCCUCCCUGCCCUCCUCCCCCCUCCCUCCCUGCCUAGCCCUGUCCUCCCUCCCUCCCUGCCCUCCCUCCCUCCCUCCCUCCCUCCCUUCCCGCUAGCCCUUCCUCUCCCCCCUCCCUCCCUCCCUCCCUAGCCCUGUCCUCCCUCCCUCCUCCCUCCUCCCUCCCUCCCUCCCUGCCCGUCCCCUCCCUCCAUGUCCCUCCCUCCCUCCCUCCCCUCCCUCCCCCUACCCUGUCCUCCCUCCAUCCAUGUCCUCCCUCCCCCCUCCCUCCCUCCUCCCUCCCUCCCUCCCCCCUCCCUCCCUCCCUCCCUCCUCCCUCCCUACCCUUCCUCCCUCCCUCCCUGCCCUCCCUCCCUCCCUCCUCCUCCCUGCCCCUCCCUCCCUGUCCUUCCUCCUCCGCUCCUCCCUACCCGUCCUCCCUCCUAGCCCUGCCCUCUCCCUCCCCCUCCCUCGCCUCCCUCCCCCUGUCCUCCCUCCCCUCCGCCUCCUCCCUUCCCUCCGCUCCCUCCCAUUUUAUGUUUAUGAUGUGAACCCCAGGAUAGUAGCUGCUGCAAUGUGCAGUAUCUAUGGGGAUCCUAAUAAACUAAUCUAACACUUCUAUGUCUCCUCCACUCUCCUCUCCCCCUCUCACCCCCUUCUAGGUUCUGAAUGCUUAUGUAACAUAAGGUUUUUAUUUUAAUACAUUUUUGCAAAUAUUUUCAAAAAACCUGUUUUUCGCUUUGUCAUUUGGGGUGUUGUGUGAAGAUUGCUGAUAAUUAUUAUUAUUUUUAAUCCUUUAGAGAAGGCUGUAACGUUAACAAAAUGUUGAAAAAGUCCAGAGGGGUCUGAAUACCUUUCCGAAGGCACUCUAUAUCGCUUGGUUGUCUCUGUAGUUUUAUGACAAUUGAUCUGUUAUUUCCAAAAUUAACUAAUACAAACAAGACUAGACAAGGAUCUGGUACUGAAAGGGUUACGGAAUUCUGCCCUGACUGAGAGAGCGGGAGAGGAGAGGCAAUGAGAGAAUGCCUGUCUGGCCCCGGCAUACGCCUCGCUGACACCUGGUGCUUCAUUCCUUGCUGCCUGCUCAAACAGUGGAGUCGUUCUCCUCCUCUGUCUGGGCCACCGCUUUACCUUUUAUCUCUCACCCUCUCUCUUUCCUCUUUCUCUCCCUCUCUCACCCUCUCUUUUCUCUACCUCUCUUCACACCCCUCUUCCUUUCUUCUACUCUCAUCUCACCCCUCUCUUUUCUCUCCACUCUCCUCUUCACCCCUCGUCUUUUCCCUCCCUCUCUCUCAACCCCUCUCUUUCCCUCCUCUCUCUCACCCCUCCUCUUUUCCUACCGUCUCUCACACCCUCUCUUUUCCCUCCCUCUCUCUCACCUCUCUUUCUUUUCCCUCCCCUCUCUCUCUCUCACCCCUCUCUUUUCCUAACUCUCUCACCCCUCUUUUUUCUCUCCAUCUCUCUCACCAUCUGUUUUUCUUUAUCUCUUCAGCAAUUCCUUCUUCCCUCCCUCUUCCUCUCUCUUUCUUUAUUUUUGGAUCUUUCUUACAAUGGUGCAGGAUUAUUUAAAUUUCCUGUGAGCUGAGACAUUGGACUGACAAAGUGAGCUGGAUACAGGGAACUCUGAGAGUCUGGACUGAAGGGCCAUUGUGGAGAAUAGGGUUUUAUUAACCUCUCAUUGUUUGGAUCCAUUAUAUUAGAAAACGUGUCUCAGUAGUCUGUUUUUUUUUCCACUGUUUUGGACCUGUGUUAGCCGCCGAUGUCUGUUUCCUUCCUUCUCUGUUGCUGUGGCUUCGUGGUUGUUUCCUGCGGUGUCACCUUGGCCCCGGUAUGGGGCCUUCACUACCAAUCAGUUUUUCUGCGUCACAACACUAUACACCUCUUAGCAUGUGUAUUGUGUCGGUGGGUCCUCUCAGGCUCUGUUCGUGCGUAAUGUUUGACCACGUGGUUUUCUUCAUAAUAACCUGCUCAUUGUGAUUUGGGAAGGGGGAUCCAUAUCAUUGAGUCAGACCACCCACCCCUGCUCCUCCAGCAUCUAAGCGUUUCUUCUCUCUCUCUCUCCUUCUCGCUCUCUCUCUCUCUCUCUCUCUCUCUCCUCUCACUCUCCACUCUCUCUCUCUCUCUCUCUUCUCAGCUCUCCCGCGACUCUCGCUCUCUCUCUCUCCUCUCUCCUCUCUCUCUGCAGUCUCUCGCUCUCUCUCUCCUUUCUCCCCACCCCCUCUCCCCCCCCCCCUCCUCUCUCACCCUCUCACGGCUCUCAUCACCUCCUGUCUCUCACCCCCUCUCGACCUUCUCUCCUCUCUCAACCCCCUCUCUUCUCUCUCUCUCCUCCCCCAUUUCCAUUUCUCCACCCUCCUCCUCACCCACGCACUCAGCUCACCCGGGUAUAAUUUUUAAGAGAGAGGCUGAGAGGGAGACAGGGACGGACAGUGAAGAGAGCGAUGGUAAGAGUGGCUGAGUGAGGAGACAGGGAAGAGAGGAGAGGUAGAGAGGCUGAGAGAGGAGACAGGAGAGAGAUGAGAGGUAGAGAGGCUUAGAGAGGAGACAGGGACAGGGAGGUAUAGGAGAGGUUAGAGAGGCUGAGAGAGGAGACAGGGACAGGGAGAGAGCUUAGAGGAAGAGGUAACAGAGAGCAGGGAGCUUAAUGUUCUAGUCCUCAGUGGGCUAAUGACGGUCUUCGAUGGCCGCUCGCUGGGCAUCUGUCCUCCCUCCUCCCCGUCAUCUCCCCCCCCCAUCCUCUUCAUCUACCUCUUCUUCUCCCACACCCCACCCCACCCCACCCUCUCAGCUGUUUAAAGCCUGCCAGGUCUAGACAAGCAUUUGAUUGUGAGCAUGAGCAUUGAAAAAACGGCUCCCUUGAAAUGUUGAUGCUAUGAGACUUUGCCCGCACGACAAUCGUCCUCUCCCCCACGUCUGCAGUAUCGUAGAAUCCUGUUGUUAUUUAGUCAGUCGAGGAACUCUUUUCAGUUGUGCCUCUUGAUGUGGAAUGAAUCUCUAUUGGCUGUGAGCGCUGGUGAGGUUUCAUAGUAGUAAGUGCCCUGCUGUGUUUAAUGUACAGACUUCGGUAUAGUAGUAUAUUGAAAGCUUAAUGGUAGCAUAGUGUGUAAAAUAGGUAGCUGCAAAAAAUACUGAAUACAUGGGCAUCAGACUUGUCAUAUGUCACCUUAACACUUAUCGGGGUCACACGGAAACACAAAUUAACACGUGAUUAUAAAGUUGUUGUAUAUUAUUACUAAAUGUGUUUGUUCAUGUGCUUGUGUGUUGCUAGUAAUGGAAAACUAAUUUAUACAGUAAUUUUGGCUAUUAACAACAGGCCCAAAUACUGUGAAAGCAUUAUCCCUCAGAAUACUGUAAUAUUUACAUUGUGGGAAAAUGUUUUCUGGGCGGGGCAAUAUAUAUGCCAUUUUAGCAGACGCUUUUAUCCAAGCUGACUUACAGUCAGGCGUGCAUAAUGUUUGUGUAUGGGUGUUCGCCGGGGAUCGAACCCACUACCUUGGCGUUACAAGCGCCGUGCUCUACCAGCUGAGCUACAGAUCUACAGAGGACCAUUUGCUGUAUUUCAAAAUGGUAAUGUAAUUCCCCAACAUAAUUCAGGACCAUACUGUAUUUUUGGAGUGCCAAACCUUUUGACCCUAGUGGGUGCACUGGGUAUUUUUUGUUUCUGCUCCUUAACAUAUUUUGAGGUGUGCCCUUGUGAAGCCUCUAGUUGUUUGCUCCUGUAGAUUGAGUGCUGUAACCAAUUUAAAGGCAGUACUGUCAAAAACGUGGUUCCUUUGUGGGAUAAAUUUCCAAAACUAUGAGGUCUAAAUAACACUAAAUGCCCUUUUUUGUGUAAAAGCUGUUUGAAAAAAAUACCUUGAAUUGUCAGCCUGUUCAGGUGGGAUGGAUUUUUUGGCCCAGAUCAUACAUCGCAAUCUAAUCUGAUUAUUCUGACAAUGACCAUUCAUCUUUUAUUUGCAUUUAUAAACUGGGUUGAAUUGGCUGAAAGGCGGGGUAAUAUCAGACCAUAUACCACGAGUAAUGACAAACUAUUUAUUUUUAGGGUUCUAAUUAUGUUUGGUAACCAGUUUAUAAUACAUAAGGCACCUCGGGGGUUUGUGAUAUCUGGCCAAUAUACCACGUCUACGGGCUGUGCCAGCGUUGCGUCGUGCAUAAGAACCGCCCUUAACCGUGGUAUAUUGGCCAUAUACCAGACCCCCUUGUUCCUUAUUGCGUUAAAUAUAUCCUCCUACUUUGAAGUGGUAAGCUGGGAGGAGUCUAGACGAUCAUAUCCGCCAAGCAGGCUGUGUAUGAAAUUAUUAACAUUUGUUCAACACGCCCACAACGAUCCGACUUAGCCAUUUCAAUUUGGCAAAAAGAGCUCUGGAAAUAAUUAUAAUACAUUAAAAGACUGUAUGGGGGGCUUUAACCUCAUAUGUUUUAACAUUUAAAAUGUCUAGGGACCGGUUUUGGAGUGGCUGCAAGUCUUACUAAACCUUUUAUGGUGUUGCGUAUGUAGCUAUGUCCUAUUGGGUCUAAUGUUUUGCCCCUGUUGUCCGCUGCCAGUCUGGAAACCUUGUGUUAGGUAAAUGGAAAUGAAAUUAAUGGCCGCUAGAAAGGCAAGUGAUAUCACACACAAAAUAUUCAUUGAUCUACUGUAAUGUUGUACACACAUGAACCUAGCAGCCAACCUGCUUGCACACCAAUCCAUUAAUUAGGUAAAAUACUGUGAAUUUCCCCCCAAUUAUUUAAUUAAUUCAGUCUUUACGAUAAUGUAGCAUUUACUUUUUUAUACAGUAUAAUACAGUAACUGUUUCAGUAUUGUGUGUCAUGACACAGUAUUUGCUUUGAUCUGUAUUAGUAUUACAGUAGUGUACUGCAAUAUGAAAUCAAUUAACUUACUUACCCUUUGCUGUCCUCCCUCCCUCCUCGCCGUCCCUGCCUAGCCCGUCCUCCCUCCUCCCUCCUCCCUCCCUCCCUCCCCUCCCUCCCUCCCUGCCUACCACUGUUCCUCCCUCCGUCCCUCCUCCUCCCUCCCUCCCGCCUCUCCUCCCUCCGCCCGCCUACCCUGUCCUCCCCUCCCUCCCUGCCCUCUCCCUUCCCUCCCUCCACCCCCCUCCCUCCCGGCCUAGCCCUUUCCUCUCCUCCCCUCCCCUCCCUCCUCCCCUAGCCCUGUCCUCCCUCCCCCUCCAAUGUCCUCCCUCCCUCCCCUCCCUAGCCCUGUCCCCCUCCUCCAUGUCCCGCCCUCCCUCCCUCCCCUCCCCUCCCUAUCCCUGUCCUCCCUCCAUCCAUUUCCCUCCCUCCCUCCCCUCGCCAUCCCUCCCUCCCUCCCUCACCUCCCUCCGCUCCCUCCCUCCCUCCCUCCGUCCCUCCUCCCUAGCCCUGUCCUCCCUCCCUCCCUGCCCUCCCUCCCCUCCCUCACUUCCGUCCCUUGCCCUCCCUGCCCUGCUACCCUGUCCUCCCUCCCUCCCUCCCUCCCUCCCUCCCUAG
Messenger RNA from Coregonus sp. 'balchen', 35423 nucleotides. Lineage: Eukaryota; Metazoa; Chordata; Actinopteri; Salmoniformes; Salmonidae. The record is from the annotation of a GenBank genome assembly.